AGCUCACGUCCUCGCUUGGCACCUCCUCCACCUCCGCCAAAAAAGCCGGGGUUGUCACCAACGCCUCCGGAAAAGCCGCCUCGUGAACAAACCAGGAUUUCGGUGGAAGUUCCCUGCAGUGAAAUCUAUCAACAACUGCCGUCCCCUAAGGGUGAUCCCACACCCCAACCUCCCUCCACCAGUUGCGAUGAUGGACCGAUACCUAGAGUCCCGACGAUUCCACUUCCUCAGUCCUUCCAAGCUCAAUUUACUGAGGAGCGGACAUGGCGAAUAUGUGGCUAUGAAAGAAUCGAGCUUCCGACUAUGAAUCUCAGCCGGAAGAUUCAUGCCUUGCGAAAGAUAUCAAUAAUCCGUGCCGCUAAUUUCAUU
Molecule: messenger RNA, 369 nt
Organism: Ostertagia ostertagi
Lineage: Eukaryota; Metazoa; Nematoda; Chromadorea; Rhabditida; Trichostrongylidae
Source: the annotation of a GenBank genome assembly